AUGUUAAGCAAUGGUCGUAAAUAUAUUAUACCAUGUCAAAGUCGAUUUUCUCGUCAAUCUAUUAACGAAAUUGCAAAAGAAGAAUACAAGAGAAUAUCAAACACAAUUAAAAAAAGCCUUGAUUCUAAUCGAAUGUCUAUUACAGAUGAACGAGCAAAACAAGCAUUUCCAGAAUUAGAACAAAUGAUUCAUGAUUUAUAUUCAAAACCAUUACCACCAAAAUUAAAUCGGCGUGCUCGACGUGAAUACAAAAAAAUUAAACGUCUCCAGAAAUUAUUACGUCGUCGACCUGAUGUUAUUAUACGUCGAGUAGAUAAAGGUGAAGGAUUUUAUUUUGGUAAUAAAUCUAUGCUAGAAAAUAAAACAGAAGAAUAUAUGACUAAAACCGAAGCUUAUGAAGAAUUAACCAAUGGUCGAUGUCCACUAGCCGAUAUUUUACAUACAACGGAAGCUGUACUUGAUUAUCUUCUUAAGAAAAAAGCUAUUACUAAAGAUCAACGUGAUAAACUUCUACCUAAUCUGAACACACUUGAACUGGCUCAUUUGUAUACAUUGCCUAAAGUACAUAAGCCUCAAUUAUCAAUACGACCCAUCAUUUCUGCUUUACAUGCACCAGUUACAUUCCUAUCAAAAUAUUUGAAUGAUUUAUUGGCGCCCAUCUAUUUACAAGAAGCUCGUGAUAUUACAUUUAUUAAUAGUAUUGACGCCACCCGAAAAUUAGAAAAAUAUGCUGAAGAUGGUUACCUCAAACCUACAACAAAGUUUAUGACAGGUGAUGUUGAAAAUCUUUAUUCAAUGAUACCAAGAGAAGGUGGUAUUAACGCAUUAAUACGAUUUUUGGAGAAACACUCUAAAUAUCAAAGAAUUGGACCAUUUACGAUAGAUAUGAUAUUAAAAAUGGCUCGUCUAAUUUUAGAUACAAAUUAUUUUGCAUAUGAAAAUAAAUACUAUCAUCAAAAACGUGGUGGAGCUAUGGGUUCAGCAUUUACUCAAGUUUAUGCCAAUAUUUAUAUGCUCGAAUGGGAACAAAAAUUAAUUCAACAUCAAUCUUCAAAAAACGAAAUAUAUGGAAGAUACAUCGACGAUAUUUUUAUGACUGUCAAUGAACCAUACGAUGAUAUACUAUUCGAACUUGAAAAAUUACAAAACGAAGAUCCCAAUAUUAAAAUAAAUUCAACUGUAAAUGACACUGUUAAUUUUCUCGACAUCACUAUUAGCAAUACAAAUGGCCAAUUAAAAACAUUUAUUUAUCACAAACCAUCAGCUGAUCCUUACUACUUACCAUACACAUCGGAUCAUCCACAUCGUAUUCAUCGAAACAUACCAUAUACUGCAUUAAUACGUGCCGCACGACUUUGUACCAAUCUUCAUGAUUUUCAUUUGGAACGAUUACGUAUAGAAGUAUCCCUGUUAUUGAAUAAUUAUCCACCAAAAUUCAUCUUAAAUCAAUUUCUUCGGUUCUUUCAAGUCCACAAAGCAGAUACUUUAAUUACACGAUUUGAUACAAAAGUAUAUGAUGAAUUACACCAUACAUUACUAUAUCAACCAUCACAACGUGAACUUGAAUUAAAACAAACAAAAACAGAUCCUGUCCUAUUUCCACCGGCAUUACAACCAAAGACAUGGAAUCCAAGAAUGAUGUAUUUACGACACCGAUUUGAAAGUGGACCCAUAUCAACAUUUUCUCAAGCAUUAAAGAGAUGGUGGAAAAA
This is a messenger RNA of Rotaria sp. Silwood1, 1712 nucleotides long. NCBI's taxonomy places the organism in Eukaryota, Metazoa, Rotifera, Eurotatoria, Philodinida, Philodinidae. The record is from the annotation of a GenBank genome assembly.